AUGGAGCCCACGGACAAGUACUCCCUAAAACAAAAUGUGCAACUCCUCCAGUAUCAGACGGAGAGGUUUAGACAGCUAUGGACGAAGGGGAGUGAAUGUUUCGAAGAGCUCAAGCAUUACUACAACCAGCUCAAUGAAGAGUGGCAAACCCAGUGGCUGAAUAGGGAGGGGACCAUAGCAUCCUCCCUGAGGAACCUGGAGGUGGACUAUAUCAAAUUGUUAGAGGAAUAUACCAGAGUGUACAACAGUAGGGAGGCCAAUGAAAGGAUUCUACUCCAAACUAAUGCUGACUUACACAAGCGUAAUUUUGAUCUCAAGCAAUACCACAUGCAACUCAACCAAGUGUGGCAAAGCCGCUGGAUGAAACGGGAAAAAAGCAUCGCCUCCCAAGUGCAAUAUCUAGAAGCGGACAAUAGGAUACUGGUGAUGGAAAAAGCCGAGCUGUCUCACCGGAUGCAGGCCAACGAAAAGAUGUUCUUGAAAACCAAGGCCGAAUUGUACAAAACCAAUCUAGAGCUGGAGAAACUAAAAGCUUCCAAAGAUUCUCUUUCCAUGGAAAUGUCAGACAAGGAGAUGAGCUGGAACCGAGAGAAAGGCAAACUGCUGAGAGAACGACAAGAACUUCUUGACCAAAUCAAGACCUUUGAUCACCUGAUCCUGCGUGUGGAAAUUGCUGUCAGAGCGAUGGAGGAAUGGACAAAGAUGAAGCAAGGCGACAACAGAACCAACUCUGAGGAAAAAGAGUGCAUCAGGCAGUGGGAGGAAGCAAGGCAAGGAGGUGAUGACAAGCUAGAAGGGAGCCACAACACCAAGUACCAGGCCACUUGUGAAGAGGAGCAAUAUGUGGAGGAAGAUGAAGGAGAUGGGGAGGCAGCCAUGCAGGAGAGUCAUGAGGGCCAAGAGAGUGAAGACAGCGAGGAGGAAGAAGAAAGCGAUGAGGACACAGAAAGCGACGAGGACACAGAGAGCGAUGAGGACACAGAGAGCUACGAGGAAGAGGAGAAGGAGAGCGACGAGGAGGCCGAGAACAAGGGAGGGCGUGACUGCAAAGGCGACGACGGAGACUGGGAAGACUGUGACGACAACGAGUGGAAAGACGACAAGGUGGACGAUGACCGGGAGGAGAAGAAAGAGGACGACGGAGACGAAGGGGACAGAGAAUAUGAUGGAGAGGAUGACCAAGAGGAAGGGCAAGAGGAUGACCAAGACGAGGAGGAAGAGGAUGACCAAGAUGACGUGGAAGAAGAUGACCAAAUGGACGUAGAAGAGGAAGGCCAAGAUCGCGAGGAAGGAGAUGAAGGUGACCAGGAUAAAAACACAGAAGAAGAAGAAGGAAAUGACUCAAAGGCUGACGUGGAAAAUGCUGAGCAGGAGGAAAACCAUCAAGACAAUAAAGACGACAAACCGGCUGAAGAGGAAGGCGGGGAGGGGGCUGCCAAGGAGGAGGAGCUGCAAGAAAACAAAAGCCAGGCUGGAAAAGAGACUAACAAGGAGGUUGAAGCGACACAAGAGGGCCAAAGUAUCAGCGAGGGCCCGGAGAAGGAAGAGAGUCCCAAGGAAGAGAGCGGCGCCACCGAGGAAGAGGCGGCUGAACAGAGCGCUGCUACAUUAGGGGCUGAAGAGAGUGCCACGGUGGAAGAGGGGGAGAAACCAGACACUGGACAAGAGAGCAUCACGGAGGUGGUGGUCAGUCAAGAGAGUGCCCAGCCAGUCGAGGAAGAAGGGAGUGUCGCCCAGGAAAAGGAGGCAGAGGGCAAGGAAGACAGCAAAGAGGGUGAAAAAGAGGGUGAGAAAGACAGUGGAAAGGAAGAGGGGAAGAGUGUCGCAGAGGAGACGACGGAACGGGAGCAAGAGCGUGCCCAGGCAGCUGAGGAGAAUGUCCCCGAGAAGACACAAGGAGAGGAAAGUGUCACAGAGGCGGGCGAGGAAGAUACUGUCAAGGUAGAAGAGAAGGAGGAGAGCAAAGUGAGUGAUGAUGCAAAGGAGCAAGAAGUGGAAUCUGCUCAAGACCAAGUGAGCCAGGAAGCGGAGGCGGUUGAAGGGGAGGUGGCGGCGCUGGCGGUGGUGGCCGCGGCGGCGGUGGUGACGGCGGACGACAUGAGGGAGAGCGCUCAACAGGAGGCACAAGAGAAAGACCAAUACGUGAAGGAGAGCGCUCAACAGGAGACGGAAGAGAGUGGCAAACAGCAAGAUAAAGACAUAGCCCAGGUGGCCCAGGAAGACCAAGCCCAGGUGGCCCAGGAAGACCAAGGCCAGAGCUUGGUGGAGGCCCAAGACAAAGACAGCGGCCCAAAAGACCAGGGCGAGGAAGAAAAGGCCAAGAUGGAAGAGGGAGAUGAUACCGGGGUGGAAGGGAGUGAUGCCAAGGAGGAAGAGAAGAAAAAAGGCGCCAAGGAAGAAAGCCUUACCGAGGAAGUUCAACAGGUCAUCUGCCCGCCGCCGCCCCCACCGGAGGAGGCCAGAGACGCGCCCAAGGAAGAUGUUGCUGCUGACGGCGGCGGCGAAAAAAUCAGUGCUGCGGCGCCAGAGGACACAAGGGAACAAGAAGGCUUCGCCACGGAGAUGGUGAAAGAGGGCGAGAGAAGGGAGAGCUAUUUUGAACGAAUGAUUAGCCGCCUCACCAAGAAAGACAAAGAGGAGAGGCGAGAGCGGGUCCGGCGGGAGGUGGAGCGCAUAGAACAGGAGAAGAGGGAACGUCUCCGCAAGGAAGAUGAGAAGAAAGAAGAGAAGAGGAGGAGAAAGGAAAACAGGAAAGAAGAGGAGGCCAGAGGGAGGGAGGACAGGAGAUCCAAAUAA
Syngnathus typhle (broad-nosed pipefish) is the source of this 2796-nucleotide messenger RNA. Its product is annotated as golgin subfamily A member 6-like protein 22. NCBI's taxonomy places the organism in Eukaryota, Metazoa, Chordata, Actinopteri, Syngnathiformes, Syngnathidae. The record is from RefSeq and is a predicted model, not a curated record. The transcript is spliced from 3 exons. Bases 1 to 2796 code for a protein of 931 amino acids.